AUGACCACAUGCAACUUCUUUGAUAGUACCAAUCGAAAGGAGCACAUUCCAUAGGAGUAUAAAAGAGGAUUUCAAUGAGUUCUAGUAAGGUGGAGAUAAUUGGGUACAACAUAUCACAAUUUGGUGAGUUCAUCAGUUAUCCUAUCAUUUAUUUUGCGCCAAGUAUCCUACGAGGAGAAUUAUUAGAUGAUGCAUGGAAAGAGUAUUUUGACCGAAGAGUAUUCUUUGUGCUUAGGAUCGAACAGUUCCGGUCAUGGACCCUGGCGCAGCUCUUAUUUUGGGUUUUGCAAGCUAAGAAAUUCUCCAACAAAAAUCAAAGUCCAGACGAGAAGAGACUAGUGCUUGUAGAAAUUACGGUCAAAUUCCAUCCCUGUAAAUUUAGGUUUUGCAACCUGGUAAACUAAAACUCCAAUUAUUUUUCUUACCUUCGAUUGUAUAUGAUUUACCAUGCCCAACUGGGAAGAUAGGUUUCGAGGAAUUGAUCCGAGUUGUGCUCACCGUUGACAAUCCAAUUGACGUUUUUUGUGUAAAUCACUUUUCACUGAACUCCACAAAAUUAAAUUUGGUCCCAGAA
Messenger RNA from Suhomyces tanzawaensis NRRL Y-17324, 574 nucleotides. RefSeq lists its product as uncharacterized. The record is from RefSeq and is a predicted model, not a curated record. Lineage: Eukaryota; Fungi; Ascomycota; Pichiomycetes; Serinales; Debaryomycetaceae. Bases 75 to 404 code for a protein of 109 amino acids. The transcript has a single exon.